CACCAAGGUUGCAACAAUUGCGAACACGAAACCACAUCUUCCCAUCCACCACAGUAGCGGAGCCGAUCACUCUCAAGAGCUAGCCAGCAUACGGUCGGACCGAGGUAUCAGGUUCUGGUCGGCUCGGAGACUGUGCCCUAGUGUUCUUCGUGUUUGUUGAUGCUAUUGUGCAUCCUGGGGAGGGUUCCCUUGGAUCUUCUGUUUGUUUUGGCCGACGGAGGGUCUCAUGUUCUUGAAGGAUGUUCUUCUGGUCUAGGUCCGCCUGUAAGCGGACGCGGGGACGGCGUCUAGACCGCUGCGUAUGCCAGACAUACAAAGCAAACGGGAGGCUUGCGCCACCCUGGUCUGAGUAUUUGCUAGGGCCACUCUGCAUCUGGCGGGUGAAUUGCCAGGGCGAUGCCAUAUAUCAAACCACGCCGCCUUCCGAUCUCGUCGCGGCGGAGAAUGAUGAGUAGAGGUCGUGACACAUAUGGAUCUUGCAGGGACAGGUUAUUUUUCACUCAUUCACCUGGUGGACAAGGAAAAGCACGCCUUUCGUUAAGAAUCCCCGUCGCAUUGUGAGACGCCGGGGCAAUGUGACAGGAUUCUCUUCGAAGGUCCAGUGUUUCGCGCCCUUGUCCGGUCGUGUUGUUACUUCGGAUGCAGUGGGGAGGAGUUGACGAGACGGGUAUUGACAGCGACUCUGAAAUCAUUGCAGCGGGCUGGAAUGGGUCGCGUUGUUGUGGUCUCUGUUGUGCCUACGCGCGAACACGAGCCUCAAGGCGUGUCGUUUGGAGACACAGAUGUAGUAUUUGUCACGGUCGACGCGGCGACCACGAAGUCGAGAUUCAUAGACAACAAUUUGCCCCUUGGGGCCAUCUCUGGUCUUCAACAAGCUAUCCAGAAUAAGGAUGUCCAGUGGCUGGGGCAAGAUCCAGGACGGUGGCGCUCUAUAUUUCUAGCAGAGCCAGAUCAGAUUUUGCAUGUCAAGGAAAGCUCGAUCCAUGACCUUGCUCGAAUCGUGGAGUCUGGUUUCGUUCUUUCCCCGCACAGGCUACAACCCGUCCCCCACCCAAGCGACGUUCAUAUUUUGCCGCAUCCUAUUCCAGAGAAUUCAGCGGUUUUCAAAGUGGAGGCGAUUCAAGCCGAUGAUGCGACAUGCUUGGAUGCUGGUCGUCACUCGAAAGUCCGGGAGAAGGGCUGGAAUUGUACAACUUGGUGGUGGCAAUGCGGCUUCGAGGAUGGCAACCAUUCGUUGCUAGACAACUACACAAUGCUGCGCUUGAGCGACGGGAGCGGAGUGACAGUUCUGGCGGCGAGCGAGCAUGGAAGGAAAUGUAUAUUACAGAAGUAGGCAAACGGCAUACUGCUCGCCUAUGUGUGCAGAGGGUGUGAGGAAUGAUGUACCUGUUUGAGGUGCCGUCAUUCGGUUUUUGGCAUCUCGUGGCCGUGGCCACGGCUUGGCGAGGUUCGAUGCGUCCUUCGGGCGCCAACAGCGCUGCUCCCCGGCCUUGUUCGGAUCCUCUGCUCCCACACGAGGCCGUGUGCAGACGUCUGCGGAUUCGUGUUUUUCCUUCGGCCCCCCAAGGAAACAUGCACGCCGACCCCAUCCUCCUGGUGUGCCACAAAGCUCAGGGGCAGAUCAGAGUGAGGGGCCGAACGGACUUGAACUGUCCCCGGGUGCGUGGCGCAAGGGGCGUUCCACACUGCGGACUCUUAAUCUGCAUGCCAGGCUGGCUGCUGGGGAAAGGCGCGGGCCUCUUGCGACCCUCGGGGCGCCUCGAGGCAUGACGACCGAA
Messenger RNA from Prorocentrum cordatum, 1778 nucleotides. The record is from the annotation of a GenBank genome assembly. Lineage: Eukaryota; Dinophyceae; Prorocentrales; Prorocentraceae.